This is a messenger RNA of Nothobranchius furzeri (turquoise killifish), 1968 nucleotides long. RefSeq names its product bridging integrator 3 (gene bin3). Gene Ontology annotation, molecular function: lipid binding; protein binding. The record is from RefSeq and is a predicted model, not a curated record. NCBI's taxonomy places the organism in Eukaryota, Metazoa, Chordata, Actinopteri, Cyprinodontiformes, Nothobranchiidae. Gene Ontology annotation, cellular component: cytoplasm; actin cortical patch. Gene Ontology annotation, biological process: actin cortical patch localization; plasma membrane tubulation; endocytosis.
AACGCCAACUCUGAUGACUUCCUGUUAGCACGAGCGACUGUGGAGCGGUAGAAAGUGAUGGUUCUCGGAAGAUAAUACAAAAACCAAGUGCAGCCGGAAUAAAAGUUCACUCAGAAUGAGUUGGAUCCCAUUCAAGAUUGGACAACCGAAAAAACAGAUCGUCUCUAAAACUGUCGAGAGAGACUUUGAGCGUGAAUAUGAGAAACUUCAAAAGCUGGAGGAUCAGACUAAGAAGCUUCACAAAGACAUGAAGAAAAGCACCGAUGCUGAUUUAGCCAUGUCCAAAGCUGCAGUGAAGAUCUCUGCAGACCUUUUGAGUAAUCCGCUGUGUGAGCAGGACCAGGCCUUCCUGGACUCCAUAACUGCUUUGGACACGGCUAUGAAAAGGAUGGACGCCUUCAAUCAGGAGAAGGUAAACCAGAUCCAGAAGACCGUUAUUGACCCUCUGAAAAAGUACAGCGGCGUCUUCCCGAGCCUGAACAUGGCGGUGAAGCGUCGGGAGCAGGCGCUGCAGGACUACAAACGCUUACAGUCCAAAGUGGAGAAAUACGAAGAGAAAGAAAAAACCGGACCCGCCAUGGUUAAGCUCCAUCAGGCUAAAGAAGAGCUCCGACCGGUCAAGGAGGAUUUUGAGGCCAAGAACCAGCAGCUGCUGGACGAGAUGCCCAAAUUCUACCAGAGCCGCAUCGACUACUUCCAGCCCAGCUUUGAGGCUCUCAUCCGUGCACAGGUAGUCUACUUCACUGAAAUGUACAAGAUCUUCAGCGAGUUAACAGACCAGAUCGAUCAGGGCGGGCUGACGGACGAGCAGAGGCAGAGGGAGACCGAGGCCAAGCUCACCGAGCUGCGCGCUCUGUCCAUUGUUGCUGACGACUGACGCAGGAAGGCUGAAUGUGGGGACGUGUGCUCUUCAUGCCUCUGAAUGGACGGCCCUUUGUAAGCUCCUCUGGAGUUCAAGCGGACCGCAGCGGCCUUAACCUGAUUAUCAGUUUGUUCCCCCCCCCCCCCCCCCCCCCCAUUCCUCUUGCACUACAUGCUCAUGUUUCAUUCUCUGUGCAGAAAGUCGAAGGAGCUGAAUGCCACAUUAACUCUCAGCUCUGAGAAUUCAGAAGCCAAUAUUUUGUGUUUUUUAGUUUAUUUUAAUGUUCAUAGCAAAGGACUCCGUUCAUUCUGCCAGGAUUACACUACCCAGGGUUUUGGCAAUGUUUGCCAGCCUUGUUAUAAAAUUUAAACCAGUUUGUUAUUAGUCUAAUCAGCCGUUAAAGUUUGUUAAAGGUAGUUUUUAUUACUUAGCUCUGAAACGGUUGUAGCUCUGGGGCUUUUUUCUGGUUAUCUUUAGCUAUCUUUAAGGGCUUUUAAUCAUUUUAAACAUCACCUGUCAAUAAUGUGCCUUCGUGAUCCUGACUUUUAAGUGUAAGAAGUGAGAAUGUCUCUGGACACUCAGGAUCCAAGGAAGAUGCCAGGAAAACCAAUGCUGGCACUCCCUCUAGUGGGAGGGACCACACAUGACACACACUUUUCUUUUGUUAACAUCCAGUCCUUUGUUCUAUUGUUGGUUGGAGUGUGUUAGCAGAGACGCUCACACGUUGCUGUGAUUCUAGAAAGUCUCUCUUCACCCUCAACACCAGGAAUGGAUGCCAGUUUUUGAUUUUGGACGAAGUCAUACUGCUAUUGCACUCUUUUGUUUCCACCCGUGGUUUGGGCUGAGUUUCAGUAUGAAAACCACACCACAUUCAUGAAGGUUUGUUAUUGUGUGGCCUCACAAGUAUAUUAUUCUUUCCUCUUCUGAGUUUGUGUUCCACGUUAAUUUUACUAAUGAAGGUGCUCUUCCUAAUCAGCAUUUAUUUAUUUAUUUUUACAUCUUUUUUUAACACAGCUAAGGGAACUCUGUAGUUUGAUUUGUACGUUGGUAAAUGUUUCAGCUGUGAUGUGUCGUCAAUCAUGAAGUAAAUUAAUUUUGAGACAAAA